Molecule: messenger RNA, 1677 nt
Organism: Dendroctonus ponderosae (mountain pine beetle)
Lineage: Eukaryota; Metazoa; Arthropoda; Insecta; Coleoptera; Curculionidae
Product: testicular acid phosphatase homolog
Exons: 7
Coding region: 455-1522 (355 amino acids)
Biological process (GO): dephosphorylation
Cellular component (GO): cytoplasm
Molecular function (GO): phosphatase activity
Source: RefSeq, a predicted model, not a curated record
AUGUGGUUGAUAUAGUGUUGUCGUAUCCGGACAAGCCUUUUAUACUUGAUUUUGGGCCUUUAAAUAGUCGCACCAAUUUGUAUGCAUUUUCUUGGAAAGAAAUUGGACCUCUAUUAAAUAAAGAUUUCCAGGAUGAAAUAGCCCCUGUUUUCAGGUACCUUGAGUGUGAUAUCGGAAUCAUGAUCCGAGAAGACGCUCUUAAGAAAUUUCGACCGAAGGUCUAAACCUUUCAGUCUAUCUGUGGACUAAACUUUCGCGCAUUUCCAACUGUAUACACAUACACAUCGUCUUUUUACAAAACGCUUUUAUCCAUUUACAUUAUGUGGUUGCCUAUCAAGAGCAGCGUGGGAGUGAGUAAGAUUCCGUGAUAAAAUUAUUGUUUAUUGCUUAAUUCCUUUAUACACAUUGUGCUUUCAUUACUACCGAAUUGUGACCCAUUUCUUUAUUAAAAGUUAUGAUCUUUAACCUGAUUUUACUACUGGCCUUUCCCAGUUUCCUUGAAAGUGUGGACAUUCCCAUACAAAUUCACGUUUUGUUUAGACAUGGAGAACGAUCGCCUACCAGUACAUUCCCUAACGACCCCCAUAAAAACUAUAACUGGGAAGGUGGUUUAGGCCAAUUAACGAACAGGGGCAAAUUGCAAAUGUAUUCUUUGGGUCAACACUUAAGGAAUUAUUAUAGCGAUUUCCUGCCCAAAUAUUAUUGGCCUGCCGACGUAAACGUAUCCAGCAGCCCUGUAGAAAGAUGCUUAGUGAGUGCCCAAUUUGUGAGUGCGGGCCUUUUUCCGCCCCAUGAUGGUCUAAUUUGGAACCCUGAUCUACUCUGGCAGCCUAUACCUACACACUAUUUACCAAGGGAUCAAGAUAAUCUGUUGGCAAUGAAAAGCAACUGUACAGAAUACGAUAAAGAGUUUGCUGGAGUGCAGAAUUCCACCAAGAUGCAGCAGUACAAUGAGAAAUAUCAGGAACUGUACAAGUUUCUUACUGAUCAUACUGGGAGAACAGUAAAUAAUAUCGAGCACGUAGAGUCGUUGUACAAUACUCUGGAAAUUUAUCAGAUGAACAAUAUGUCUUUGCCUUAUUGGGUAAAUGAUACGCUCAUGGCUCAAAUGCGGAUUAUUGGGGCCCAAAACUUAGCAAUUUAUUCUGAAACCGACUACAUGAAACGAAUGAAAGGAGGAUUUUUUGUAAAAACCGUACUGGACUUGAUGGAAAAUGCAUUGAACAGCAGCGAAAAGGUUCCUUCAACAAAUAUUUAUGCAGCCCACGACUUAACAAUUGUUCAUGUGAUGAGAGCUCUAGGGUUGGUUGAUACCUUUAAACCAGAACUAGGAGCCGCACUGAUCUUUGAGUAUUAUAAAUCUGGAGAAAUUAAGAUCCUCUACUGGGAGAGUUGGGAAGGAGAAAUUGAGGAGCGGAUAUUGGAGAAUUGUAAAGUUCCUUGCACAAUUCCGCUGUUUCAGAGCGGCUAUAAAGACGUAUUACCAGUGAAUUGGAGCAAAGAAUGUCUGACGAAAACUUGAAAACUCAUUCGUAGAUGUUACGUACCAUGGAAUUUUCAUCUACUCAUAAAAUAAACAUGCAUACUUGUUAAUAACUGCAGAAUUUGAAGUAAUUGUGUAUCAAAAAUAGCAACAAAUAACAUUUUAGACCAAUAAAAGCGACACAAAAAAACUUA